AUGAGUUUAGAUUUGAUUAACACGGUAGAUUUUGUAAGUGAAGUGGAAAGCCUUCCUGCUAUUUUGGAUGUGAAAAGCGAUGACUGUAGCAACAAACUGAUGGAAACGAGUGCGUGGCAAGAAAUUAUAACGAAGUUUAUGCCUGAAUUCAAUGAGAAGUACAUGGAUAAGAAAAACAAAAUUGACGUACGUGCACCACAUACGCCGCAAUUUCACCACAUAUAUAUCUUUAAGAGGAAGUAUUUACAAGGUAAAAGAGGGAUAGAAAAGCCACCUUUUGAUCUGCCAGACUUCAUAAAAAAGACAGGAAUUAUGGAGAUGCGUGCAGCGUUACAGGAGAAGGAAGACCAACGAACAUUGAAAGCGAAAAUGAGAGAACGCGCCCGUCCAAAGCUUGGAAAAAUUGAUAUUGACUACCAAAAACUCCAUGAUGCAUUUUUUAAGUGGCAAACGAAACCUAGGAUGUCAAUCCACGGAGACUUAUAUUAUGAGGGUAAGGAGUUUGAAACACGCCUGAAAGAAAAAAAACCAGGUGACUUGAGUGAAGAGCUACGAACUCCAUUGGGCAUGCAUGUAGGCCAUAACGCUCACAAAGUUCCACCUCCUUGGCUCAUUGCCAUGCAAACAUAUGGACCACCACCAUCGUAUCCCAACCUCAAGAUACCAGGCUUAAAUGCUCCUAUACCGGAUGGAUGUUCCUUUGGUUACCACGCAGGUGGUUGGGGAAAACCCCCUGUUGAUGAAUCGGGAAGGCCUCUUUAUGGAGACGUUUUUGGUGUUCAGAGUCAGGAUUCGCAGGCAAAUAAUGAUGAAGAAGAAAUUGAUCGAACAACAUGGGGAGAAUUGGAAUCGGAAUCUGAGGAAGAAAGUGAAGAUGAAGACGAAGAUGAAGACGAGGAAGAACGGCAGAAAGAAGAUGAAACUGGGCUUGUUACACCAGCUGAAGGUCUUAUCACUCCUUCUGGCAUAACAUCAAUACCUGCUGGCCUUGAAACACCUGAGAUCAUUGAACUCAGGAAAAGAAAAAUAGAAAGUGAAAUGGAAGGGUAA
Schistocerca gregaria is the source of this 1050-nucleotide messenger RNA. Its product is annotated as splicing factor 3B subunit 2-like. The record is from RefSeq and is a predicted model, not a curated record. Lineage: Eukaryota; Metazoa; Arthropoda; Insecta; Orthoptera; Acrididae. The transcript is spliced from 2 exons. Bases 1 to 1050 code for a protein of 349 amino acids. Gene Ontology annotation, cellular component: catalytic step 2 spliceosome; U12-type spliceosomal complex; nucleus. Gene Ontology annotation, biological process: mRNA splicing, via spliceosome.